Messenger RNA from Helobdella robusta, 2532 nucleotides. RefSeq lists its product as hypothetical. Gene Ontology annotation, molecular function: double-stranded RNA adenosine deaminase activity; double-stranded RNA binding; tRNA-specific adenosine deaminase activity. NCBI's taxonomy places the organism in Eukaryota, Metazoa, Annelida, Clitellata, Rhynchobdellida, Glossiphoniidae. The coding region runs from base 1 to 2028 and encodes 675 amino acids. Gene Ontology annotation, cellular component: nucleolus; cytoplasm. Gene Ontology annotation, biological process: adenosine to inosine editing; RNA processing. The record is from RefSeq and is a predicted model, not a curated record. The transcript is spliced from 7 exons.
AUGAUAGACAAAUUAAUUAUUUAUAUCCGCAAUAAUAAUAAUAACAACAAGAACAACAACCACAAUAAUAAUAAUAAUAAUAUUAACAACAGUGGUGCCAACGGCAACUCAAAUAUUUUCCAUGACAUAGAAAUUAGCCAUGACCCAGUUAUUAAUAAGGACUUCGACCUAUUAAACAACCUCGACCUUAUAAACGGCCUUGAACUUUUGACCUUGAAACCAUCCGUGACCUUUCACCUCUACGUGUCGUCGUUGCCGUGUGGCGAUGCUGCCGUCUUCUCCAAGGACAAAUCAAUAAAGAUUAACAGCCUAAAUAACACUAGCAACAACAACAACAAUAAUAACAACAACAACAAUAAUAAUAACGACGGUGAUGAUGAAAACGAUGACGUCAGUGGUCCCGUCCUUCCGGAAAGCGCCGUUCACGGAUUGUUGAGGAGCAAGAUUGAAGCCGGGGAGGGGGCAAUCCCUGCGGACAUGUCAUUCAUCCAGACGUGGGUGGGCCUGAUGUUUGGCAACAGAUUGCGGACCAUGUGCUGCAGUGACAAGAUCAUGAAGUGGAACGUGGUGGGUCUGCAGGGGGCCCUUCUGUCACUCAUAGUCCGGCCCAUCUAUCUGGAGAGUGUGGUUUUAGGUGAAUUUGCGGCCACAAGCCACGCAAGCAGGGCUCUCUAUUACAGAAUCUUCAAAAGCAACAACAACAUAACGCAGCAGCAGCAGCUACUGCAGCUGCAACUGCCGCAACAACAUCGGCUGCAACAUCUGCUUCUUCAGAAGAGGUUUAGCGAGCCGCUGAUCAAUGCCCACGCGCUCUUUAGGACGUACAGCAACAGUUGCAUUGCCACGAAUGUCUGCAAAAGUAGCAACAACGUCAGUGGCAGCAGUUGCAACAACAUCAACGACAGCUGCAGUACCAGCACUAGCGGCCACAACAGCAUCAACAACAGCGUCAACAACGUCAGCAGCAGCCACAACAACAACCACAACCACAACACUGAUGAUGACGACGACGACGAUGACGACGACGAAGACGACGACGACGAUGGCACUAACAGUUCCGCCAGUAGCUACAACAGCUUCAGCAACAAUCUCCGCCUUGUCAAACGCUUCCAGCAGCAGCAGCAACAACAACAACAACAUCAACAGCAGAAAUUGAAAUACCAUCAUUUCUACCAGCAACAACAACAGCAACAACUCAUUAAAACGUGCUACCCCCUAUGCAAGGGCUUCAAGUUGACGUGCCCCAAAAUUCUCCAAACCAAUUUUGCUUACCUUUUUAAGCACCUGGAGACGGAGAAGUCGUCGGCUCUUGCCAUGUUGUGGUACAAGGGUAUGAGAAAGGUGGAGGUGUACGAUGGCACCACGGGCAACGGUCGAAAUACUUGCAUAUGCAAGAAAGAGCUGUUUGAGGAGUUCAAACGCGUUGUCCUAUUGGCUCUUAAUCACCAAACCAACAACAACAACGACAAAAACAUUAUUAGCAACGACAACAUCAACAACAACAUCAACAACAAUAUCAACAACAACAACAUCAACAAUUACAACCACAUUAGCAACAAUAAUAACAGCAACAGUAAUAAAAUCAAAGGCUUUGACGACAACGAUAUUAAUAAAGACCUCAUCAACAAAAACAUCAUCAACCACAACAACAACAAAGUAUCGAACAACCUCUGCAGUGGCAGAGACAGCAGCGACAGCAGCAACAACAGCAGCAACAACAACAGCAGCAACAACAACAGCAUUGAUGACGAUGAUAAUACAGUUGAUGUUGAUGUAUCCGACCCAUCAUCAUCAAUGACGUCAUUGUCGAUAUCGCUAUCGUCGUCAUCAUCUCUGUACGAAUUCUUAUCAUCGCCACCACUGUCGCCAUCAUCAUCGUCGUCGUCGUCGUCGUCAGCUUCUUACUUCACUUUUAAGCAGCAAGCCGAAACGUACCAGUGCAUCAAGAGAUUAUUCUUCGAUAGACUGAAGGAAUUGGGGCUUGGCGGAUGGAUAACCAAGCCGAAGGAAAUUGACUUUUUUGUUUAAAAGUAAAUUACGGAAAGAUUUGUGGAAAAAAUUGUUUUCUUUUUUGAUUAAAUCAGAGAAAAUUAUUAAUGUUAUUGGAAUAAUAAUAGUAGUAAACACGAAACAAUGUAUACAAUUUCUCAUUUCAUCUCGUCAUGUUUUUGUUAUGUAUUGUAUGCUGUUAAAUCGAUUCAUGUGUUUUUGUAUUUGUUUGUAUGUGCGUUAGUGUAUAUUUUGAUGAAUUUUGUAUGUACAUGUGUAUUGUAUUUGUCUGUUUGUUGUAUGCUUUGUAUAGAGUUAUAUGUUUAUGUAUGUAUAUAAUAUAUAUAUAUAUAUAUAUAUAUAUAUAUAUAUAUAUAGGCUAUCAUAAAUACAAUUAUUUAUAAAGAUCACUGCGAAUUUGAAUAUAUGUCUAUAUAUAGAACGAUUUGUUGUAUUUUCUUAUUUUACAAUUGUGAAUCUGAUAUAGUUAAGUUAAUAUAUAUAUAUUUAUAUAUAUAAUUAUAGUAUAUAUAUAUAAUUAUA